Haliotis rufescens (red abalone) is the source of this 1094-nucleotide messenger RNA. RefSeq lists its product as uncharacterized. The coding region runs from base 70 to 972 and encodes 300 amino acids. The record is from RefSeq and is a predicted model, not a curated record. The transcript has 3 exons. Lineage: Eukaryota; Metazoa; Mollusca; Gastropoda; Lepetellida; Haliotidae.
AUCGACAUUUACUUUGCUCAGUAUGCAUAUUUGGAAGAUGUGGGGAAGGACUUGAAAUAUUUGGAAGAAAUGCUAGCGGGAAUAACUAACAUGGCCAUCGGAGAGAAAGCAGGGAAAGAACAUUAUGAAAAUACUGAAUAUUUCCAAGGGAAAGCAAAAGGGUUUUCAAAGCGAAAAUAUGUUGGCACCAUCACCAGUUUUGGUGAAGUGGGAACAUCAGGAAUAUGUGCAAGUCGUCAACAUCCGGGGAUUAUGUAUGCCAUUAUUGAUGGCCCUAAAGACAGAGCUGAUGGCUAUGACAGCAACAUAUAUGCUUUCGAUGCAAAUAAUGCUUCACUCGUCACCAUGAUAAGUCUGGAUGUUGUCAAUGUUGACUGGGAGGAUAUUGCUUGUGGUCCUUGUGAUACGAGUGGUUUGGGACAUUGUAUUUAUGUAUCUGAUACUGGACAUACAGGAGAAGGUCCUGUUAAUCUGAUCUACAAGGUGCAGGAACCAGAGGAAGUGAUACAGGGUCGUAAACUGUCUCUCGGGGAGGACGAAAUCGAGGUCAUCGGCUUUGAAACAAGUUUAGAGAACAGUGAAACACUACUGGUUUCACCAAAUGGUCGACUAUAUAUCAUGGAUGGAAUUGAAGACACUGACGGAAUGUAUAAGAUCGUUGAUGGAGAAACUAAAUUCCUCUUUCAUGUAGCCUUACCAAAGGGGAGGUGGUAUGGAGGGCUGUGUGGUGGAGAUGUAUCUCCUGAUGGUAAAGCAGUCCUCUUAAAGUCCAAAGAGGAUGUCUUCUAUUGGUAUGUUGAAGAGGAAGAAGACAUGGAGUCGGUGCUAACGGAUGCCAAGCAGGCUGAGAAGCUCCCUUACUUACCAGAACUAAAUGGCCAGUCUAUUGCCUGGAGUCUAGAUGGCCAGUCCUACUUUACUGUAUCUGAAGGUGAAAACGAACCCUUGUUUCGAUAUGACAGACUUACCUGACACCCGAGGGGAGGGAAAAAACGAAGCAGUGGGCCACACAACAUUACCAUGUUCUUUAUUGUUUAUAGAGGCUUUAAUAACAUGAAAAUUGCUGUAUGUCAUGCUUUUGAAAGUGUUAUACU